Messenger RNA from Herpailurus yagouaroundi (jaguarundi), 1261 nucleotides. RefSeq names its product chromosome unknown C2orf92 homolog (gene CUNH2orf92). NCBI's taxonomy places the organism in Eukaryota, Metazoa, Chordata, Mammalia, Carnivora, Felidae. Bases 101 to 967 code for a protein of 288 amino acids. The transcript has 10 exons. The record is from RefSeq and is a predicted model, not a curated record.
CUACCUUGUUUCCAUGUGUGACCUCACAGACUAUCGGGUUCCACAGUAUCCUGGAGCUCAAGGCUGCUAAGUCUGAAGGAUUUCAAGAGAUAUACAGACUAUGGCAAAGAGGACAGGAGUGGAGACCCUCUUCUUUGUUCUCUUCCUGGACUGUUGGCAAGGCUCAAAUACUGAAUUUUCAUCAAGUUCAAAAAAUUUGGAUGAAGGUUUGGCUAAACUAUUUGAUGAAAUUCAACUGCAAGUGUUUUCCAAAGUUCCAUUUGAUGAUACAAGAACAGCAGGUUAUCCUCAAAAAGAGAGCUUGAAAAAUACUGAAUUUGUAUCAAGUUCAAAUCAAGAAGAGCAUUUGGCUAAACUAUUUGUUGAACGGUUGCAUUGCCCAGAGGAAUGCUUGAAGAGACUGGUAAAUUUUGAUGAAAUUCUACAGCAAGUGUUUUCCAGUGUUCCAUAUGAGGAAACAAGAACAGCAGGCAAAUCAGUUACAGAGAGAGACAAGAGAGAAGGAGCCAGUGUUGCUGGGUAUUCUACUGAACCAAGAUUUCUCCUUGGCAGCAUGGAUAGAGUGUCCACUAAAGGUCACGUUUCAGAGAAGAGGAAUAGAAAGUCCUUUCUAUUCAGCAGGGAUAUAAAUGAGCAAUUUAGUACUGAAGAUAAUGAAACACUUCGAGAAGCAGUGAGGACAGAUACACAAAAUAAGGAUGUACCAUGUGUGCAGCUUCUGGACUUCCUCCAGAGGAACAUCAUCAUUGCUGCUGCCUUGGUGGCGGGAAUCCUCGUGGUCACAGUGUUGUUGUUACUGGUGUUGACUGCAUACAUCAGUAGGAAAAAGCCAUUAUAUCCUCCAGCAAACAUGACAUAUAAUAUUUUUAUACUGAAUGGGAAGACUUGGUGGCAAAAGUAUCAAGAAAAGAACCCCAGAAAACAAAAGGGAAAACAGAAACAGUUGAAGUCCAAGUCCUGCGUCUAAGCCAAGUGGUGGGGCCACCAAACCAGGACUUAACGCUGCAAUGCCAGGCAGUUCUCAAUCCCAACACCAUGGAGAGGCAUUUGGAUUUCUGGCUGUGAGAUGUGCUCUGCAAAAUGUUUACCUUCUCAUCUCAAUUUCGAACGGACCAAGAAACAAAUGUUCACCACAGGAUGCUCACAGGGUGGUAUGGCACUAAUGGCUAGUGUGGGAGACUUAGCACAUUUGCCCAAAGACAAACCCUUUCAAGCUAUGGAUGUAUUUAUUUAUUAAAGCAAUGAUUCUCGGAUUCAGCCA